GUUUAUAUAUACAUGGUAUACUUCAAAAAUAUGAGAAUAAACGAUUAUUAUUCCAUCCACAUGUUCUUGUUAUAAUAAUUAAAUGUGAACAGUGAACUUUAAUUAUUUUUAUUAAUUAUGCUAUAAAAACAUUGAUUUAAAAAUGAGUGUCAUUGAUAUCAUUGGUGAUCUUGAUCAAUUUUUAAACAUCAACAAUUAAAUUUAAUUAAAUUAUUCAACAUUUUUUUGUCCUUUAACAAUUGAAUUUAUUGACAUCAUCAGCAUCAAUGUCUGGUCCAAUUGUAAACAACUCUUUGGAGAAAAUUUUACUUCUGCUUGAUAAAAGUGAAGAUAGUCAUUGUCAAUUGGCAAUUCGCAAAUUUAUAUACAAACAUCUAGAGGAUAUGAUUGAUGAUACUAAGCAUGUUGAUAAUGAUAGUAAUAAUAGGCUAGAUAUAGUUAUAAAUAAAUUUAAACAAAUAUUUUUAAGUCAGGAAAUUGAAAAGUAUUUUAUACUACCUACUCAAUAUAAACAAAAAGAUGAUAAAUUGACAAUAUUGGGUAUCGAUAGUUUACCAAAUCUUGAAUUGAAUUAUGAAGAGAAAAAAUUACUUAAAUCAAUUGUUGAAAAGCAGUUAUUGGAAAGUAUUAAUUCUUAUCUGACGAAAUAUGAAGAAAAUGGAGGAAAUUUAACAGAAGUCAUGAAAAAGAAGGAAUCUUUGGCGAAGGAACAAUUAUUAAAGAUGAACGAUUUAGAUAUUUUACACUGGAAAAAUAAAAUAGAUGAAAUAUGUAAAGCAUACUGUCAAGAUAUCAAUACCUGUCACAAUUUACUCAAUGAAUGGCAACGAUUGAAGUAUGAAGAUAUGAAAACUUUAAAUCAACAAAAAGCACAAUCAAUUUUACUCCAAAAUCAAGUGACUGAUUUACAAACAAGAAUAGUUAAAUUACAAUAUUCACUACAAAUGUUUCGUGAAACACCGGAAACAUUAGAAGCAUUUGAAAUUCUUGAUCGGAAGUUAGAGGAGAAGUUGAUGGAUAUCCAAACAGAAGUUAAAAAUAAAAAAUUAUUAUCAAAACAAUACCAUGAUCUUUUAGGAACGGAAUAUGAUGAUAUACUCAAUAAAUAUUUAGAACUAAGAGCAAUUAUUAAAAAAGAUGAACGUUUAUUAAGUAGUUUGUAAUGUAAAUUAAACUAUAAAUUACUAUAUAAUUAAUACAAU
This is a messenger RNA of Chelonus insularis, 1202 nucleotides long. RefSeq lists its product as uncharacterized. The record is from RefSeq and is a predicted model, not a curated record. Bases 267 to 1163 code for a protein of 298 amino acids. The transcript is spliced from 2 exons. NCBI's taxonomy places the organism in Eukaryota, Metazoa, Arthropoda, Insecta, Hymenoptera, Braconidae.